Messenger RNA from Gadus macrocephalus (Pacific cod), 1942 nucleotides. RefSeq lists its product as uncharacterized. NCBI's taxonomy places the organism in Eukaryota, Metazoa, Chordata, Actinopteri, Gadiformes, Gadidae. The transcript has 2 exons. The coding region runs from base 147 to 1076 and encodes 309 amino acids. The record is from RefSeq and is a predicted model, not a curated record.
ACGCGGACACACGCUUCACGAAGUGGUCUUUGCUAAUUGUUGUUAAUUAUUCCUUAAGUUAAUAAUUAUUUGUACUUCACUCUACUUGUUCGAGAGGAAAGAAAACAUGGGUGGCUGUUGCUCCAGACAGCGUGCCAUGGAGGAAGAUGGAGGAGCCCCUGACCAGCGCCCGGCACCUCCUGUGGUUGUAUCGCUGCCACAGAAGGAACCCUCUUUCUUCCACACUUUCCCAUCUCUCUCUUCUUCUUAUGUCUCCCCCACGACAUCCCUCCCCUCUUCUCAUGUCUCCCCCAAGACAUCCGUCCCCUCUUCUCGAUUUUCCCCCACUUCAUCCCUCCCCUCUUCUUAUUACACCCCCACUACAUCCCUCUCUUCUUCUCCUGUCUCCCCCACUACAUCCCUCCCCUCUUCUCCCGUCUCCCCCACUACAUCUCUCCCUUCUUCUCCUGUCUCCCCCACUACAUCUCUCCCUUCUUCUCCUGUCUCCCCCACUACAUCUCUCCCUUCUUCUCCUGUCUCCCCCACUACAUCUCUCCCCUCUUCUCGUCUCUCCCCCACUACAUCCCUCCCCCCUUCUUAUUUCACCCCCAAUACAUCCCUCCCCUCUUCUUGAGUCUUCCCCACUGAUUCUCUCCCUUCUUCUCGUGUCUCCCCCACUACAUAUCUCCCCUCAUCUUGUGGCUCCCCCACUACAUCUCUCCCUUCUUCUCCUGUCUCCCCCACUACAUCUCUCCCUUCUUCUCCUGUCUCCCCCACUACAUAUCUUCCUUCUUAUUUUGUCUCCCCCACUACAUGUCUCCCCCCUUCUCGUGUCUCCCCCACUGCAUCUCUCCCUUCUUCUCCUGUCUCCCCCACUGCAUCUCUCCCUUCUUCUCCUGUCUCCCCCACUACAUCCCUGCCCUCUUCUCCUGUCUCCCCCACUACAUCUCUCCCUUCUUCUCCUGUCUCCCCCACUACAUCCCUGCCCUCUUCUCGUCUCUCCCCCAAUACAUCCCUCCCCCUUCUUAUUUCCCCCACACACUACAUCCCUCCCCUCUUCUCCUGUCUCCCCCAAUACAUCCCUCCCCUCUUCUUGAGUCUCCCCCACUAAAUCUCUCCCUUCUUCUCGUGUCUCCCCCACUACAUAUCUUCCUUCUUAUUUUGUCUCCCCCACUACAUGUCUCCCCUCAUCUUGUGUCUUCCCCACUACAUCCCCCCCCUUCUCGUGUCUCCCCCACUACAUCUCUCCCCUCUUCUCCCGUCUCCCCCACUACAUCUCUCCCCUCUUCUCCUGUCUCCCCCACUGCAUCCCUGCCCUCUUCUCCUGUCUCCCCCACUACAUCCCUGCCCUCUUCUCCUGUCUCCCCCAUUACAUCUCUCCCCUCUACUCGUGUCUCCCCCACUACAUCCCCCCCUUUUUCUGAUCUCCCCGCCUCUCUCUUCUCGUCCCCAUCUUCUCCUGUUUCCAGUGCCACAUCCUUCCCUUUUCUAUUCCCUGUUCCUGUUCUUCUGUCCCCUGUGUCUCCUUGUCCCUCCCCCCCCCACUCUCUCCCCCCAACAGGAAUCCUUGGUCUUCCAGAUGUCAUCACCCCCAGCAGCAGUGAUGUCUCCUCCCCACCAGGAUGGUCAUCGGAUGUCAGUGAGCAAAGCAGAUCAGGGAAUUCAGAGGACACCCCCCUGCUUGAUGAGGAUGUAUUGGGGAAUAAAAUGUAGGUAACAAGUAGCAUUAAGUUCAUCGCCGGUGCAAUGAUGCCAAAAAUGACUAAUCCAUGUUUGUAACUUUGCAAUUUGUAUUCCUGCCUUUUUAUUUGUCCUUUAAAACAUCACUUCCCAUCCUCACUUGUGACCUGACCAGUGGGCCUCCUGCCCAGAUAACUUGUACUUUGAAUAACACCUCCAUUGAGUAGACUCCAUGUCUCACAGACCAAUUAUAAUGUUGUGGUGGUCUGUCUUUAGAGGUGUC